GCUGCGCGGGGAAUGCGGAGCUGAGCGGGGCUGCGCGGGGAAUGCGGAGCUGAGCGGGGCUGCGCGAAGCGGAGCGGAGCUGCGGGGAACGCGGAGCUGAGCGGGGCUGCGCGGAUUUUGCCGGCUGCGCGGAUUCUGCCGACUGCGCGGGGUGUAGGGGGCUGCGCGGACCGUGCCGGCUGCGCGGACCGUGCCGGCUGCGCGGAUUUUGCCGGCUGCGCGGAUUUUGCCGGCUGCGCGGGGUGUCGGUGGCUGCGCGGAUUUUGCCGGCUGCGCGGGGUGUCGGUGGCUGCGCGGAUUCUGCCGGCUGCGCGGGGUGUCGGGGGCUGCGCGGACCGUGCCGGCUGCGCGGGGCUGCGCGGAGCAUGUCGGCGCUGCGGCGCAAGCUGGGCGAUGAGUACCAGGUGGUGAGCACCUCGGCCAGCGGCGGAGGCCUCCCGCCCCCGCGCAGCGCCCCGCGCGGGAAGCGCCAGCGCUUCGUGGACAAGAACGGGCGCUGCAACGUGCAGCACGGCAACCUGGGCGGCGAGACCAGCCGCUACCUGUCCGACCUCUUCACCACGCUGGUGGACCUCAAGUGGCGCUGGAACCUGUUCAUCUUCAUCCUCACCUACACCGUGGCCUGGCUCUUCAUGGCCUCCAUGUGGUGGGUGAUCGCCUACAUGCGCGGGGACCUGAACAAGGCGCACGACGACAGCUACACCCCGUGCGUGGCCAACGUGUACAACUUCCCCUCCGCCUUCCUCUUCUUCAUCGAGACCGAGGCCACCAUCGGCUACGGCUACCGCUACAUCACCGACAAGUGCCCCGAGGGCAUCAUCCUCUUCCUCUUCCAGUCCAUCCUGGGCUCCAUCGUGGACGCCUUCCUGAUCGGCUGCAUGUUCAUCAAGAUGUCGCAGCCCAAGAAGAGGGCCGAGACGCUGAUGUUCAGCGAGCACGCCGCCAUCUCCAUGCGCGACGGGAAGCUCACGCUCAUGUUCCGCGUGGGCAACCUGCGCAACAGCCACAUGGUGUCCGCCCAGAUCCGCUGCAAGCUGCUCAAGUCGCGCCAGACGCCGGAGGGAGAAUUCCUGCCCCUGGAUCAGCUGGAGCUGGACGUGGGCUUCAGCACCGGGGCUGACCAGCUCUUCCUGGUGUCCCCCCUGACCAUCUGCCACGUCAUCGACUCCAAGAGCCCCUUCUACGACCUGUCCCAGCGCAGCAUGCACACCGAGCAGUUCGAGAUCGUCGUCAUCCUCGAGGGCAUCGUGGAGACCACGGGGAUGACGUGCCAAGCCAGGACAUCCUACACGGAGGACGAGGUGCUCUGGGGCCAUCGCUUCUUCCCGGUGAUCUCCUUGGAGGAAGGGUUCUUCAAAGUGGAUUAUUCCCAGUUCCACGCCACCUUCGAGGUGCCCACCCCGCCCUACAGCGUGAAGGAGCAGGAGGAGAUGCUGCUCAUGUCCUCGCCCCUGAUCCCGCCCGCCGUCAGCAACAGCAAGGAGAGGAACAACUCCGUGGAGUGCCUGGAUGGGCUCGACGAGGUGGGCACAAAGCUGCCCUCAAAACUGCAGAAAAUCACCGGGAGGGACGACUUCCCAAAAAAACUGCUCAGGAUGAGCUCCACCACCUCGGAGAAGGCCUACAGCAUGGGCGACCUGCCCAUGAAACUCCAGCGCAUCAGCUCGGUGCCCGGCAACUCCGAGGAGAAACUGGGCUCUAAGACCACCAAGAUGAUGUCGGAUCCCAUGAGCCAGUCGGUGGCAGAGCUGCCCCCCAAGCUGCAGAAGCUCUCGGGGGGCGGCGGCAGGAUGGAGGGGAACCUCCCGCCCAAACUGCGCAAAAUGAAUUCCGACCGCUUCACAUAGCGCGGCCGGCACCGCCAGGAGGGCAGCGGGGGCUGCCGGGGGCUCGGGGCCGCCCGGGGGCCGGGGUGGGCUCGGGGCAGCCGGGGAGGACUCGGGGGAGCCGGGAGGGACUCGGU
This is a messenger RNA of Motacilla alba alba, 1963 nucleotides long. It is a transcript of the gene KCNJ3, whose product is annotated as potassium inwardly rectifying channel subfamily J member 3. Gene Ontology annotation, biological process: regulation of monoatomic ion transmembrane transport; potassium ion import across plasma membrane. The record is from RefSeq and is a predicted model, not a curated record. Gene Ontology annotation, cellular component: plasma membrane. Lineage: Eukaryota; Metazoa; Chordata; Aves; Passeriformes; Motacillidae. Gene Ontology annotation, molecular function: G-protein activated inward rectifier potassium channel activity.